Messenger RNA from Saccostrea echinata, 1680 nucleotides. Its product is annotated as toll-like receptor 4. Bases 1 to 1680 code for a protein of 559 amino acids. The record is from RefSeq and is a predicted model, not a curated record. Lineage: Eukaryota; Metazoa; Mollusca; Bivalvia; Ostreida; Ostreidae. Gene Ontology annotation, molecular function: transmembrane signaling receptor activity; protein binding. Gene Ontology annotation, cellular component: membrane. Gene Ontology annotation, biological process: inflammatory response; immune response; toll-like receptor signaling pathway. The transcript is spliced from 2 exons.
AUGCAUCUUCGAAACUUCAGCAUUUCUUGGAACAGACUAUUUGAGGUUCAGAAGGGCACUUUUCACAAAGCAUCAGAUCUUGAAAAUCUGGACAUUUCUAACAAUAAAGUACUCACCAUUGAUGUGAUCUCUAAUAUCUCUCAGGAUCUAAGGAAAUCAAGUAUAAAAACUUUAAAUUUCGAAAAGCUCCAAUGCACAUAUGGUGUUAGCCAGAUCUUAAAAAUAAACCACAUUGCAUAUUUGAAAAGUACCACAUUACUAGAACUAAAUUUAGCAUCAAAUAGAAUAAACAGUCUGGAAACAGGCGCUUUGGCUUUCCUACCGAAAUCUCUUCUUGUUCUAAAUUUGGCGGAUAAUGUGUUGAGCUUUGGCCUUUACAUCAUUGAGUUUGCAUCUUUACAAAGUUUAGAGAUCCUGAACGUCAGCUUUCAAUCUACUUUUCAUCAAAAUCUCAUGAGCGGUGAUGUCUUCGAAAAGUGCAAUGAUACACGGAGAAAUCCAAACUUGGAAGUGGAAUUGCAUGAAAUAGGGAAGCAUUACAAUAUGACAUCUUAUGAAGAUAAACUUUUUCCUAAAAUGGAUAAUUUUCUAAAAGGGAAUUUCAACUACACGGUUUACCUUCCUCCAAAUCUACGCAAAUUUUAUUAUCAUGACAAUUUAUAUAAAAUGAGUAUCCCCAAAUUUUCUCUUGGGUCUCAAACUAAAUUAACUCACGUAUUUGCACAACAAAAUAUCAUCUAUGAGGUAAUUGGACCAGUCACAGGUUUAGAAAGUAUUAAGUAUAUUGAUUUUUCUGGUAAUUUUUGUGGUUUUAUUUCAAAAUUGUUUUUAAAAUCGUUUUCAAAACUUGAAUAUCUGAAUUUGUCGAAUAAUGCAUUGGGCCAUGUUUUUGAAAAUGAUAAGAAUGGAGAAAUUUUAUCAGCACAAAGACAGUUAUUAACUCUUGAUUUGUCUAUAAAUAGAAUAUAUCGUUUUUCAGAAAAAGUUUUUUUGAAGAACAAAUAUCCUUUGAAGGAUAUUGAGCAUAUACUUGACAGAUUAGAGAAAACAUGUUCUUCGUACACAGUAACUACAGUUGUCAUGAUAUCACUGAUCAUUUCUGCCGUUACAGUAACAGUGAGUAGAAUUGUAUAUAGGUACAGAUGGAAGCUUCGAUAUAUGUACUUUGUCGCAAAAAACAAAUACAAAGAUGGAGACAAUUAUCAGCAGUUAAAAACUCAUAGUUCCUACCGCUUUGAUGCUUUCAUAUCAUAUGCAGAUGAAGACCGUCGAUUUGUUAUCAAACUUGUUGAAAAAGUUGAAAAAGAGUACAAUAUAAAGUUAUGUAUUCACCACAGAGAUUUUAUCCCAGGUACAGGAAUAAUGGACAACAUCACGAACGCUAUUCAUUGUAGCAGACGAACAGUCUGUGUUAUGACGACACACUUCUUAAAAUCAUACUGGUGCAUGUAUGAGUUAAACAUGGCGCGAAUGGAAGCCAUUUAUUCUCGCAACGGCAAUAAUGUUUUGUUUUUGAUAGUUCUGGAUAAGAAUAUCCUGAAAAGGAUUCCUCUACAUUUAAUGGACCUUGUUGAUAGCAAGUCGUACAUGGAAUACCCUGGAACGGAAAAGGACGUAGCACUUCUAGCAUUCAUAUCGAAACUUGGGGAGACAUUAAAAUCAAAGGACAAUGGUAUUUAA